Molecule: messenger RNA, 3249 nt
Organism: Carcharodon carcharias (great white shark)
Lineage: Eukaryota; Metazoa; Chordata; Chondrichthyes; Lamniformes; Lamnidae
Gene: pfkpa
Product: phosphofructokinase, platelet a
Exons: 23
Coding region: 225-2759 (844 amino acids)
Biological process (GO): canonical glycolysis; fructose 6-phosphate metabolic process; fructose 1,6-bisphosphate metabolic process
Cellular component (GO): membrane; cytoplasm; 6-phosphofructokinase complex
Molecular function (GO): monosaccharide binding; 6-phosphofructokinase activity; fructose-6-phosphate binding
Source: RefSeq, a predicted model, not a curated record
GCAGGCUGACAAGGUUAGGUUGAGAGGUGUGGGCUGAAGCGGAUAGUGGAGCGUGAGAACCAGUCUUAGCAGCAGCGGCAGUAACAACAACAUCUGGGCUCUGAACACACACAACCCCUGUCCUACAGGUAUACCACCUUUCACCCGUCCCAGGCACUUUGAAAACAAAACUGAAACAUUUCCAUUUUCAAGUUUUAUUUUGUCAUUUCAAAAUAAAUGCAAGGAUGGACUCCUCCUGUGAAGACGUGUCGCAGACCGACAAAAAAUUCUUGGAGAAUCUCUCGGGAAGCGGUAAAGCCAUCGGCGUCCUGACCAGCGGAGGGGAUGCACAAGGUAUGAAUGCUGCUGUCCGUGCUGUGGUGCGUAUGGGGAUUUAUGUCGGGACCAAAGUCUAUUUCAUCCAUGAGGGUUACCAGGGGAUGGUGGAUGGUGGGAAACAUAUUGUAGAAGCAAACUGGCAAGAUGUUUCCAGUAUCUUGCAAGUGGGUGGGACAGUUAUCGGAAGCGCACGCUGUCAAGAUUUCCGCACCCGUGAGGGUCGUAAGCAGGCUGCCCAUAAUCUCACAAAGCAUGGAAUAUCAAAUCUGUGUGUGAUUGGUGGAGAUGGUAGCUUAACUGGUGCAAACCUCUUCCGUGAAGAGUGGAAAGGACUACUACAGGAACUUAUCGAAGAAGGUAAAAUUGAUGAGGCAACAGCUCAUAAGUACAGCCACUUAAACAUUGUAGGCAUGGUUGGGUCUAUCGACAAUGAUUUCUGCGGGACAGAUAUGACCAUUGGUACAGACUCUGCUUUGCAUCGCAUUAUUGAAGUGGUGGAUGCGAUCAUGACCACUGCUCAGAGCCAUCAGAGGACAUUUGUGCUGGAGGUGAUGGGUAGACACUGUGGGUACCUAGCUCUAGUAAGUGCCUUGGCCUGUGGUGCAGACUGGGUAUUCAUCCCUGAAAGUCCUCCAGGAGAUGGCUGGGAGGAUCAGAUGUGCCAGAAACUCUCGGAGAAUCGUGCCCGAAAGAAAAGGCUGAAUAUCAUAAUUAUUUCGGAAGGGGCGAUAGAUUGUUACAACAAACCUAUAACAUCUGACAUGAUUAAGGAUCUCGUAGUCAAACGGCUGGGCUUUGACACACGUGUGACUAUCUUGGGGCAUGUACAACGAGGAGGUACGCCUUCUGCAUUCGAUCGAAUCCUGGCCAGUAGAAUGGGAGUAGAGGCUGUGCUUGCCUUGCUAGAAGCUUCACCAGAGACUCCAGCCUGUGUUGUGUCACUGUCUGGGAACCAGGCCAUCCGAGUUCCCCUAAUGGAGUGUGUACAGAUGACUCAGGAGGUACAAAAAGCCAUGGAUGAAAGGAAGUUUGCUGAAGCAGUGAAACUGCGGGGCAGGAGUUUUGAGAACAAUUUAAACACUUAUAAGUCGUUGGCACACAAGAAACCAGAAGGAGAGCAGCUUCCUAGCAAUUUCAAUGUGGCAGUCCUUAACGUGGGAGCUCCGGCAGCUGGUAUGAAUGCAGCUGUUCGCUCUGCAGUGAGAACUGGCAUUUCCCAAGGUCACAAGAUGUUGGCAGUGACUGAUGGGUUUGAUGGUUUUAUAAAAGGGCAGAUCAAAGAAAUUAAAUGGGGCGAUGUUGGAGGCUGGAUAGGCCAAGGCGGUUCCCUUUUGGGUACUAAACGUACCCUUCCUGCAAAGAAUGCAGAAGCCAUUGCUGAACAAAUACGUUCACAUAAUAUCAGUGCUAUUCUGCUGAUUGGCGGCUUUGAGGCAUACCUGGGACUUUUGGAACUUUCAGCUGCACGUGCCAAGUUUGAUGAGUUUUGUAUCCCCAUGGUUAUGGUUCCUGCCACUGUCUCCAACAAUGUGCCUGGUUCAGACUUCAGCAUUGGUGCAGAUACUGCCCUGAACGCCAUAACUGAUGCUUUUGAAUCUUUGCUGCAAUUAUAUCAUGCACGUGUAUGCCUUGAGGAGUUUUGCAUCCCAAUGUGUCUUGUGCCUGCUACCAUAAGUAAUAGUAUGCCAGGUAGUGAUUUUUCUAUUGGUGCUGAUACUUCUGUCAAUGCCAUAGUGGAGACCUGUGAUCGUAUCAAGCAAUCGGCAAGUGGAACAAAACGCCGUGUCUUCAUUAUUGAGACAAUGGGAGGUUACUGUGGCUACCUAGCAAGCAUGAGUGGCCUUUCUGCUGGUGCUGAUGUUGCCUACAUCUAUGAGGAGAAAUUUGACAUACGCGAGUUGCAGUCAAAUGUGGAACACUUAACAGGAAAGAUGAAGACGAGUGUCCAACGGGGUUUGGUGCUCAGAAAUGAAAACUGCAGUGAAAAUUACACAACGGACUUCAUCUAUCAGUUAUACAGUGAAGAAGGGAAGGGUGUGUUUGACUGCCGGAAAAAUGUCCUGGGUCAUAUGCAACAGGGUGGAUCACCAUCUCCUUUUGAUAGAAACUUUGGAACUAAGAUUUCUGCCAAAGCCAUGCAAUGGAUCACAAAGAAACUCUCAGAAACCUACAGACAAGGGAGAGUAUUUGCAAAUAGUCUAGACACUGCCUGUUUACUGGGCAUGUGUAGACGUACCCUGGUGUUCCAGCCUGUGGCAGAGCUAAAGAGCGAGACUGAUUUUUUGCAUCGAAUUCCAAAGGAGCAGUGGUGGCUGAAGCUGCGUCCACUGAUGAAGAUUCUAGCUAAAUAUAAGAUCAGCUAUGACGUGUCAGAUGCUGGCCAAAUGGAGCACGUGGACCGACGCCUAACACAAGAUUCUCAGAACAGCGUUGCUAUUUAAAAGUGGGCCAGAUAAAAGCCAUCACGUAUGCAUCUGGCUCAGGUUGCGUGAGAGCCACAGUGUUUAUAUUGUUCAGCAGAGAAUUGUGACUUCCAAUUUGUUCUGUAUUGGUUAAUUGUGUCGUACCAUCAUUUUAUGUUGAAAUAAAGGAAGCAGCCAACCAGUGAACUUUCCUAUAUAUGUAUUCUAGCCAUUCCCAGCUACCAGUACCAAGUGAAACAAUUGGUUUGUCAAUAUUCUGUAGUUCAUAUGAAAUAAAUCAUCAUUCUUGCAUGGAGAAAAAAAAACAUGUAAAACAUAUAUUGCUUUUCAUUGCACAGCAUUUCCAUAAUAUAUUGUGUAGAUCAUCUGUUGAAGGGACACAAUAUAAUUUUUUGAAAAAGCUGAAGACAUAUUUAUGUGACCAAUGCAAUAAAUGUAUUGUAGUGAAGUGAAUAUAUUGUUUAUUUUUCCUCCAGCUUUAAAUAAAAUUGCUAUGGCUGGUCCUACA